AUGAAGAAAGUGGUCAUCGUCUUCGGAGCGACAGGGCGGCAGGGCGGCUCCGUGGUGCGAGCCCUCCUCGAGGAGCCUGAGAAAUUCCACGUCCGUGCCGUGACUCGUAACCCAACAUCACCCAAAGCCCAAGCCCUCCAGGCCGCCGGCUGCGAGCUCGUCCAGGCAGAGCUAGCCCAGACAGAGAGUCUCAUACCAAUCCUCCAAGGAGCAGAUUGUUGCUUCCUCGUUACAGUCCCGCCUCAGCAGUUCGCAAAGGAUGCAGACAAAAUCGAGUACCAAUACGGGAUGAACUUUGCGAAUGCCUGCAUGGCGGUUGGACUCCACCACUUGGUGUUCACGACGUUACCACAUUGUGAGGAGGUUACUGGCUGCCCGGUGCCGUGGAGUGACAGCAAAGCGAAAGUGACGAACUAUUUUAAGGAGAAGAACUUGCCGCUGACGGCGGUGACACUAUCUGACUUUUAUGAAAACUAUGCUGGUGUUCUUAAACCGAGGAAGGUAAAAGACGGUGUGUAUACUAUAGAAAUACCGACUGGUGAGCAAGCCUACGGCAUGAUGCACAUAAGCUUCUUGGGUGAGGCCGUACGCCACAUAUUCAGUCAUAGAGAAGACUACCUUCGCCGAGAUAUCACUCUAGUAACGGACAGACAUACGGUGGGCGAGGUGGCUCAAAUUAUGAACAAACACCUCCAACCACUGGGACAGACCAUAGAAAACGCACAGUUCACACUUGACGAUUUACGAGAAAAGUACAAGACCCAUCUCGGCAUCGAGACAUUGGCCAACUGGUACAAGUUCAUCCUGGCGGGAGAGGCAUAUCCCGGGUAUGCCAAAUACAUGGACAUUGAAGAAAGCAGGAAGCUAAUGCCGUCAGCUAAAACAUUCGAUGAAUGGGUUGAAGAAAACAAGGAGGCAAUUUCUGCUGUUCUUGAUCCACCUGAUAAACCUAUGCGGUUAUAGAUGAUGAGAUACGCCAUUUUCAUCUGCUAUAAAAACAGGAAAUUUUUGCUUCUACUGAAUUGUUGUUGAGUGACUGUUAUAUUUUGUGAAAUAAUUCCAGUUUGCUAGAGACAUGGAAGAGCAGUUUCAACAGAGGGCGUUUUGACAUGCGUAAGACUUGGCAGGCAUUAUUGUUUUCAUAAAUCGCAGGCGGACCUGUCAGCGAAAUUAGUAUACAACUGUACAAAGCUUCCUCCUGUUGUAGAGUUGGGCUACUCGCACGGUAAAUAAUAAUAGCAAUCAAUUGGUAUCACUACAUUGUAUAUAAAACUGA
Messenger RNA from Asterias rubens (European starfish), 1276 nucleotides. Its product is annotated as nmrA-like family domain-containing protein 1. Bases 1 to 963 code for a protein of 320 amino acids. NCBI's taxonomy places the organism in Eukaryota, Metazoa, Echinodermata, Asteroidea, Forcipulatida, Asteriidae. The transcript is spliced from 3 exons. The record is from RefSeq and is a predicted model, not a curated record.